UUUCCAUGUGAUUAUACACUAAAUAAAACAUACUUAUUAAUAUUAAAUUCCAUUUUGGCCAGUUGAUCCCCUUUAAAUGUUACUCACUGUUCCUUUUAAUAAGCAACUUUGAUAUCAUGCUAAACUUUUUCAACUCAAAAAGGCCACAACAACUGUUCAACUUUAUUUUCUACUGUCAGUGUGAUGACAAUAGUUUGGCUGUGUUUGUCUCUCUGUGUGUGACAAACUGCUGUGAAGUGGUGCUAUAGCAACAAUUUGUUUUUGUUUGGCCCAGCAGCUUUGGUUAUGCAUCUGUUUGAACAGAAACCACCGCACAGUCUCACAGUUCUGAAGAGCUUUUUACCCUUUUUAUGACACGAGUGGCAGUGAGUCAGACUUCACUUUCACAUGCACUGUAUUUAGUUUUUUAUUUAUUCAUGUUACUCCAUUUUGAUUUGAUCUUUCUAUACAAAUAGACUUAGUCUACAGCCUACAAUAAGAUGACUUUAUGAAACAAACUGUAGCGCUAUUUGAACAAAGAAUAACUCCUUUGAACUAAUAGAUGUCUGUUCUGCAUUAUUUCUGUGAAGGAUUACAGUAGAUUCUUGCAGAAUCUUAAAUAAUACAAGACGCAGGACGGCUGUACUGAUGGGCUCAGUAAACAAACAAGCGACUCAGCUCAGUGUACACAGACCAGACUCACAGAUGAUGACAAGGACGUGAUUCUCCAUUAUUCCGAGGGAUCCAUCCAUUUGAGUCCCAGCUGACGCCAAAGGAGAGAUUAUGAAGACGAGCUGUGUCACCCCGCAUUGCAGCCCAACGAGAUAUGAAUUCACACGGGUCCCCUGCUAAUCACCAUGAUGACCAUAAAGCUGUGACUGGCAUUGUGAAGCCUUCACCCCCUUUUUUCAGCACCCAACCCUCUCAGACCCUUCUCCUCUUUGGAGAUCCUUCCUACAGCGCCCCGUGUUGCUUCCCUUUCUCCUGCAAACACAACCUCCUCUUCUGCCUGUCCCGACGUUUUUCUCCUUAAUAAUUACAGCUUCCCCUCUUUCUAAGUUCCUUUUUCAACGGGCAUCAUGCAGGGUGCUUCUACCACCUCCGCUCUCCUUUUUCUUAUUCUCCCCUCCCUGCUAUUCUUCUCCUACUUCCCCGGCAUGGUAAAUGGGGACUGCUGGCUCAUUGAGGGGGACAAAGGCUAUGUGUGGCUGGCUAUCUGCAGUCAGAACCAGCCGCCGUACGAGACGAUCCCCCAGCACAUCAACAACACCGUCCACGACUUGAGGUUGAAUGAGAACAAGCUGAAGGCUGUGCUCUUCAGCUCCAUGUAUCGCUUCACCAACCUGACGGACCUCAACCUCACCAAGAACGAAAUCAGCUAUGUCGAGGAUGGAGCCUUUGCAGGACAAGCCAACCUACAGGUUCUCCAGCUCGGCUACAACAAGUUGAUGAACUUGACUGAGGGUAUGAUGAGAGGGCUCGGCCGCAUGCAAUGCCUCUUCCUCCAGCACAACCUCAUCGAGGUCAUUUCCAGCAAUGCAUUCUGGGAGUGCCCCAGCCUCAGCAGCAUCGACCUGUCGUCCAACAAACUCGGCCGCAUCGAUCCGUCCACUUUCCAGGUUCUCAGUCGGCUGAUGGUGUGUGAACUGGCGGCGAAUCCGUUCCACUGCGGCUGCGAUCUUUACAGCUUCAUCGCCUGGUUGGAGUCCUUCAACAAUGUGACGCACACCUACGACCGCCUCCAGUGUGAGACGCCGCGGGAGAUGUUUGGCUACCCGUUGCUUAUCGCUGCUGGUCACGCCGGUCGGAACGCCAAAAGCAUUUUGUACCAUCACUGCCGAGAUGGAGUGAUGAUGCCAGGAAUAACCUCCCUCCCGCCAGAUCUGGACGGUCCCUCAGGGAUCGGACCGGAGAUGUUUGGGCCGUACCACCAGCCCACCACCUCCUCCUCAUCCACUGAGCACAGCUUCAUUCCCAGCAUCAAGCUCCAUCACGUCUCUUUGUCCUCAGCCUCUCUCCUUGUGCAGAUCCCAAGGCCCUACAGCAAGAUGUAUAUUCUAACACAAUACAACCACACGUUUGUGUCUGAUGUCAUGAAUCUGAAGAACAAGAAGGAGAUGAUCACCCUCAACAAGCUCAAGCCGCACACCAAUUACACCUUCUGCGUAGCAUCCAUCCGUAACUCUCAACGUUACAACCACACCUGCCUCCAGUUUGCCACUCGGGCUCAAGACCAAGACGACAUGCUCCCCACACCUUCCACCACUAGUCACUACAUAAUGACCAUCGUGGGCUGCCUUUUCGGCAUGCUCAUUGUGUUAGGCAUUGUCUACUAUUGUCUACGCAAGAAACGGAUGCACGAUGAGAAGAGGAAGUCCAUCUGCGUCAAGAAAACUAUACUGGAAAUGCGCUAUGGACCGGAGGUGGCGGCAGCGGUGGCGAAUGAUCCGAUGGCGGUCCACAAACUUCAGGAGCAGUCCAGAGAGCAUCACCAGUAUCAGCACCACCACGGAGGAAAACUUCCCAUGUCCGCAUCCUCGAGCUUGGGAAUGCUCCACUCGGCCAACACCAGUUCCUCCAGGCUUUCCUCUAUCCCACAAGUGGAAAAGAUGGCCACCGCCUUUUCAGAGGCCAUGUCUACGAGUAAAGGAAACUACAUGGAUGUCAGAACUGGAGGGGCAGGGAUGGAGAGGAUGGGAGAUGGUGGGCUAGGAGGGAUGGACUUAAGGGACGACGAUGGGACCGAUGUCGGGGAUGACUCCGAUGAUGACGGACACGGCUCCGCGUCAGAGAUUUCCACCAUCGCCAUGGAGGUGGACAAGGUUAACCAGAUCAUUAACAACUGCAUUGAUGCGCUGAAACUGGAUGCAGCAGCAGUUGCUGCUUCAGGGGCCUCUAAUAACCCUACAUCCUGCUCCAAUCCCACCUCCCCUCCCCCUACCAGCGCGUCCGCCCUUACUCGUGGCCUAAUCCCACUCUCCCCAGGGGUGACGGAGACAUGCCAAAUCAUGGCUCCCAACAAAAUACCCCCUCCGCCUCCACUCCCUGCCUUGAACACCCCUCUCUCUGAGCGCCCGGGGAUCAGUGGUGGUGGCUUCGUCAUCUCUCCCCCCUACAGGCCCCCUCCGCCAGCCACCGCCGUACGUCCCAUCCAGCGGCAGAUGAGUGCUGACGCGGCUGUGGUUAUUGUAAAUGCUGUCAAGAAACAGUGCAGCACCACCUCUUGCGGCUCCAUGGGUCGGGACAGGGAUCGCGGAGGAGCGAGAGUGUAUAGCCUGGAUGUUCCUGAGCCACGGAGCCCAGAUGGCUGUAAUCAACAACAGCAGCAGCAGUACCCAGACCGGGCCAGUCCCGUGGGCUGUGGGGAGCCCCUAGAGAGGCUGCCUUUAGUGGGGAGUGGGAGCUGCGGUGGAGGGGGUGGUGGUGGUUGCGACAGUGGUGGUGUUGGUGCCCAACAUCAGGACAGCCAGAAGCAGCACCAUUACCAUCAACAGCAACAAAUGCAACAGCAGCAGCAGCAGCAGCAGCAGCAGCAGCAGCAGCAGCUGGAGGUGCAGCAGGACUACCACUGCUCGGAGCACCGCCACUCCGUCCCAGCUCUGUAUUAUGAAGGCUCCCACCAAGGCUCCCCUGCCCAGAGGGUUUCCUUCCUGAAGCCCCUGACGCGCUCCCGCAGGGAUGCAGCCUCUUACUCCCAGCUUUCGCCUGCCCGCCACCAUUCCAGUUACUCCGGCUACUCCUCCAGCCCAGAGUACUCCUCGGAGAGCUCACUGCGGAUCUGGGAGCGCUUUCGUCCCUACCGGAAAGGCCAGCGCGACGAGGCGUGUUAUGUGACGGCCGGGAACGCCCUUAGAAAAAAGGUGCAGUUCGCUAAAGGCGAGGACCUGCAUGACAUCCUUGAUUACUGGAAGGGGGUGUCAGCACAGCAGAAGCUGUGACUCGGGGACCAGGCAAGGGCAUUGUGGGAAGAAGAGUUUUGAAGACUUUCUUUUCCUGAUUGGCCCGUGGGCCAGAGAAACGAUUUGAAGAUCACGGGGAGAAAAAUGUAGGACAAAAUUUUGCCUUUGGGUUUUGUUUUUAGUUUUUUUUGGCAUGCUAGGUGUAUAGAAUAUUGUGCUAAAGCGAGGACUGUGAAACUGUGCCUGGGAUAUGAGAGUCAUUAUGGUGUUUUAUUUUACACGUCAUUGUAGCAUCAUUUCUGGAUCAUUCUCAUUUAGUGUUUUAUUUAUAGCACAGGGAUCAAAUGCCAACCGUGUAAUUUAGUACUGUUCGAGUUGAUCAUGUUUUGUGAUCAUAUGGACUGUUUUUAUCAGUGCCAUGUUUUCAUCUAUGGGUAAUCACAGGAGGCAAAUGUGUGAUCCAAGAUGUUUGCUGUUUGGUGUUGGGUGCCGUGUCAAUUUGCAGUGAAGUGAAGGGAGACUAUGACGGACGGGGAUCUGUGACAACACAGACCUUAUCUCUCUUCCAUGAUAUCAUUCACGCAGCUGAGGUAUUUGCAUGUCAAUAGCCUCUGUCACACAGACCGAAAGGAGAAAUUGGAAAGAAAUGAACAAAUGAGAAAACGGUCAAGUGGGCUUGAAGGUCACGAGAGAGAGAGAGAUUAAAGUGGCCGUAAAUAUUGCUGUGAUUGCACCCUGAUCUUUCCAAACUAACAUUCGUGCAUGGUUCAGUGAGUGAAGAACGUUAUCCCAUAGAUGUCCAAGUAAUGAUCAGAAUUGUGAGCGUAAUUUGAGUACAGAGGGCAAAUUAAUGUUCCCUUGGUGAAGGCAAUUAGAUGCUACUUACCUGCACAAAAGGGGAAAUUUAAUGUGCAAGAUGAGCCCUCACAAUCCCCCUUACAAAAAGGCAUGAGAGAUGUGACAAGACACCAAGAGAAAUUGAAAGCGUUAGAAGAAGAAAUAAGGGAAGAGGAUAUAAAUCUGUUUUUUCUGCAGCCACUGUGAAUGUAAGUAGAUUACAAGCAGGUUACGGUGAAAUCUAUUUGCGUCAUUCAAUGUGAGCACCACAGUACAUUCCUAAAUCCUUUCUCUUAACAUUAAAAACGGGACGAGGCACAGAGAGGGAAAGGACACUUCUAAUUACUGCCAACAUGUCUGUUCUGCUCUGGAAAUUAAUGCUGUUGUUGUCUAUUGAUAACUUAAUUAGCCGACUUGUGACGGGCAUGUUCGCUUGCACUUUACGCCUCAUGAUUGUUGUGUGGCUGUGUGGUACACAGUGGUCAGUGUAAGUGGGUGUUGGCAUGCCUUGUCAGAUUAUAUUUGUAUGUGCCCAAAAUUGACUUUUAAUUAUGAAUAGUUGUCAUAUCUUUCCCAUUGGCUGGUUGUUUGAGUCUAAAACAAUACUAGAUUAUUAAUGGCAUGGACAAAAAUGUACAAAUAUCAACGAUGUUCAUUGUGUUUUCCCAGACAUGCAUCACAUGAUGUACCACAGUAGUGCAGUGCCUCUUGCUAACACAGCCAUAAUCUAAUCCCCAUUCUUGUAUAGUAUUAUCCGUCCACCUGGCCUUUUCUAUUGAAAUGAUUUUCCUAAAUGAAAGUGUCGUGGCAUUCUGACAAAAGGCAUCCUGCUUACACAAAGUGCUGUGUAGCCUUUGAAUUUUUUUUUUGCAUCAUCAGCUAUAACAUACACAAUCUGAGACACCCCUACCCUUAAAAUGUGAAAACUGAAUCAGUGGUCCUUGCUCCACAUUUUUUUUUUUUUUGUUCAGGGCUAUAUAUUGGAGAGAAAAGAAGUUCUAGUGACAAGUUCAAUUUUAGGAACAUUUCUAUCUCUCUUUUGAUCCUCUCUUCUUUACUGUGGAUGAUGUUCAUUUUGCCCACUACCUUCCCAGCUCCCACAGGUCCAAUGGGUUACGGGUUUGGCAUGAGACGUGAACAUGUCCUGUCAUGUUUUAUUAAAUGAGAAAAGUGAGAAAUUGCCUUUCUCGCCAACCCAGUCUCAUUCCCAUACAACUAAACUGCAUUCUCAAUUAUGUUUUGAGGGAAACGUUACUUCUCCCGGAUCACGGUCGCAGUUCUAAACAGUUUUUAUCACGUGGUUAACGUUGUAAAUUGAAACAAAACUAAAUAUGCAACAAAACUACAUGGUUAGAUUUAAAGGGACUGUUUGUAACUUUCUAAGCGUAUAAAUGUACCGG
Sebastes umbrosus (honeycomb rockfish) is the source of this 6115-nucleotide messenger RNA. RefSeq names its product protein phosphatase 1 regulatory subunit 29. Bases 1059 to 3917 code for a protein of 952 amino acids. The transcript has 3 exons. Gene Ontology annotation, molecular function: protein binding. Lineage: Eukaryota; Metazoa; Chordata; Actinopteri; Perciformes; Sebastidae. Gene Ontology annotation, cellular component: plasma membrane. The record is from RefSeq and is a predicted model, not a curated record.